AUAAAAAUAGUGAAACAAUCUCGCGUAUUUUCGUCACGCUUUUUGACGGUACACAGUGUUUGACAAACACUACGAUAAAACAACGCGAAUGUUCUCACGUUUGACAUUUCUAGACAUUAAGCUUCGAGGUGAUUAACAGAAAGAUGUUGAUAUUGUUCUGGCAAAGAGCAAUAUUAUGAUCACUUCACUAGGAUAGUUUGUCAAUUGAACCUCUGAAGAGCCAGUACAAUGUCUCAUUGCGACAGCGAGGCAGGAACACCAGGGUUCCAUCAGCUCAGUAUUACAAUCGAAGCUGCAGUGCUGAGAAGCUCAUCGUUUCUGAAGCCAAAUCCAUACAUCGAAUUUUCGGUAGAUGACAAAAGUCCACGGAAGACAGAAGUUUCAAAAUCAACCUGUCAGCCGAAAUGGAACGAAGAAUUUACGAUCUUAGUUACACCUUAUUCAAAACUUCACUUUCGCUUAUUGGAUCACAGCACUUUUCGCAAGGAUACCCUUAUAGGAGAAAAGCGUAUAAGUCUGUAUCAAAUAUUGUCGCAUUACAAUGGCAAACUAGAAAAUCUUGAGCUCACUCUCGAUCUUAUGAACGAGAGUAAGCAUGAUUCGCAGCUCACAAAGGUCUGUGAAUUGGUCACACUUUUUGAUGGUCUCAAAAUUGACAUGACGGGAAUUCCUCCGUCCACCGCUGAACAUAUGCGCCAGUCUCAAUGCUCUGUUGCAGGAGCUACGUUACCUCUUGGUGCCUCAAACAGUGAUAUGACAAAUAAUCGCAGUAUUCUAAACGGUGGAAUAAGAGCUCUGAUGCGAGGUCAAGGUACGGAAAACACAGCUCCUUCGACGGUGCAGCCAGCAAUGGUACAACGAAGUUCUUCGAACAUGCUUCACGAUCCUGCUUAUAAUAAUACAGUUGUUGGUGCGCCGUACAUGGACAUGAACAACGCCCAAAUAGUUGAAAGUGGAAUGUCUUUGGUAGGGAAUGAUUCGACGACGAUCCACAAUAACGCCGACGGUAAUAACACGGCGUUGGCGAUUGCGCCGGCGAUUCAACCCGCGGCACAAUCCGGUUCCUCAGUUCCCACGGUCGAGGGUGAAAAUGCAACAGCAGCCGAGGAACCUUUACCUGCAGGCUGGGACAUGAGAUACGACGUUUAUGGACGACGAUAUUAUGUCGAUCACAAUACACGCAGCACGUCGUGGGAACGACCUCAACCGUUGCCUCCCGGAUGGGAGGUACGUCGUGAUCCGCGAGGUAGAAUAUAUUACGUUGAUCAUAACACGAGAAGUACAACAUGGCAGAGACCGAAUACCGAGAGGCUUCAACAUUUUCAACAUUGGCAGGGAGAACGGCAGUACGUCGUUCAACAAGGAAAUCAACGUUUUCUUUAUCCUCAUCAGGUUCACGGAAAUCAACCGGUGGUUGCCGGACCUUCGAUCCAAAACGUCGACGAAGACGAUGCGUUGGGACCUUUGCCUGCUGGAUGGGAAAAACGAAAACAGCCUGAGGGACGAGUCUAUUACGUUAACCAUAAAAACCGAACGACUCAAUGGGAAGAUCCUCGUACUCAGGGACAAGAAACGGGCAUCGACGAACCACCUUUACCGGACGGUUGGGAAAUUCGUCUUACGGAAGAUGGUGUUCGAUACUUUGUCGAUCAUAAUACUAGAACUACUACAUUCCAAGAUCCACGACCAGGAGCUCCAAAGGGACCAAAAGGUGUUUUCCGCGUACCUCGAGCGUACGAAAGAUCAUUCCGUUGGAAGCUCUCGCAAUUCAGAUUUUUGUGUCAAACGAACGCAAUGCCGAAUCAUAUUAAAAUCAGUGUCAGUAGACAAACCUUAUUCGAAGAUUCUUAUCACCAAAUAAUGAAUGCGGAGGCUUUUGCUCUGCGUCGAAGAUUGUAUAUAAUCUUUAAAGGAGAAGAGGGCCUGGAUUAUGGUGGAGUUUCAAGAGAAUGGUUUUUCCUCCUGAGUCAUGAAGUUUUAAACCCGAUGUACUGCCUCUUUGAGUAUGCAAACAAGAGCAAUUACAGCCUGCAAAUAAAUCCGGCAUCUUAUGUUAAUCCGGAUCAUUUGCAAUAUUUCAAAUUUAUCGGCAGGUUUAUCGCGAUGGCUCUAUAUCAUGGACGUUUCAUAUACAGUGGUUUCACCAUGCCUUUUUACAAGCGUAUGCUCAACAAAAAGUUGAUUAUGAAAGACAUCGAGUCCAUAGAUCCUGAAUUUUACAAAUCACUCGUUUGGAUUAAGGAAAAUAACAUCGACGAGUGUGGCCUAGAACUUUAUUACAGCGUUGAUUUUGAGAUUCUAGGACAAGUAAUACAUCACGAAUUGAAAGAAGGCGGCGAUAAGAUCAGAGUCGUCGAAGAAAAUAAGGAAGAAUAUAUGAGGUUAAUGACUGAGUGGCGAAUGACGAGGGGAAUCGAAGAACAGACCAAAGCGUUUUUGGAAGGCUUUAAUUCAGUUGUCCCUCUCGAAUGGCUUAAAUAUUUCGAUGAACGAGAACUCGAGCUCAUGCUAUGCGGCAUGCAGGAAAUCGAUGUCGAUGAUUGGCAGAGAAAUGCUAUUUACAGGCAUUACACGAGAAAUAGCAAACAAGUUUUGUGGUUUUGGCAGUUUGUGAAAACGACUGAUAGCGAAAAACGUGCAAGGUUAUUGCAAUUCGUGACAGGCACGUGUCGCGUCCCCGUUGGUGGAUUUGCUGAAUUAAUGGGAAGCAAUGGACCUCAAAGGUUCUGUAUUGAAAAAGUUGGCAAGGACACGUGGCUUCCGCGAUCUCACACGUGUUUCAAUAGACUGGAUCUGCCACCAUACAAGAGCUACGACCAAAUGGUAGAAAAGUUGAAUUAUGCGAUCGAGGAAACCGAGGGAUUCGGUCAAGAAUAGUAUCGUCGAACAAGAAGAAGAUAAAGAAGACAUCCCUCGAGUCACAGUUAUGAAAAUUGCUAAAACUAUUCAGGAAAGAAUAGGACGAAAAGGGAAAGUGGGUCGUGCAUCUCGCAAUCCGAUAGCUCGGUGUGGAAAUUCGAGAGAAAAAGAAUCGUCGAAAGCCCCAAACAAAGUGGGCCGAAGUGAAAAACCAAUGUCGAUGAUCUUUGGGAGAUGAACGUUCGACGAUGUGUAUAAACUAUAAAAAAAAAAAAAAAUAGACUGUCAUCGCUAAUAAUUCAGAACAUAGGUGAUACGUCUAUCUAGCGUGGUUUUGUCGCAAGAAUCGUGGAAAAUAUUUAGUUAAUUAGCCAAAUUCGGUCCCACCGGUUGUUCACGACUCCAGAGAACAAAACGAAAAAUACACGAACAAACUUGAAGACUAAAAAUGAAGAACAUUGUCUCGAAGAGAAUGUCUUCGAGAUGCACUUCCGGGGUGCGCGCAAGAAAAAUAUAUCAUCGCCCAAAAAUUCCCAACACUUUUGUUCCUAAAUUUUCGUGAUUUCGUGGUGAAGACAAAAAGAAAAAAUAGCCAGUAGGUAACUCAGGCCCAACGACCAGACGAUGAAUUCAUUUUCACCAAUAAACUUUCCAAUUUUUGUAGACUUUGAUUCCCGCUGUGAUCGAGACUUUGCCUCAAAAUCCGACAAGAGUCUCGAAAGCGAAUUAUUCUAGGUCUCUUCUCCUGAUAUCUUUUUUCUCUGGUGUGGGCCUCGGUUCGUCAUUAAUAGGGAUUUAUCGUCACGAUUGAAAAUUUAUCUUGGUAUAUAGACAUUGUAUAUAACGGAGCUAGAUAUAACUGUCGUAUUUAUCGUGUCGUAGAUAAGUGACAAUUUUAUACACUGUCUGAGAGAGAAAAAGGAAAAAAGAACGGCUUUCUUUCGUUGAUAAUAAAGUGACUGAAUUGCAGCAAGCACCAUAAAGAAACAUGUAAAACAGAAAGCAGAGGAACAUUUGAGAACGGUAUCAUUGAUGAAAAAAUUCUUUUAAUUAUAGUUUGAUGUUCGGAUGGUGAUAAAAUUGAUUGCUCGUUUACGGCAAAUUAUUUGUAUAUACGUUUACUUGCGCAGGCAAAAUGAAUAAGAAAAUUAUACAUAAAUGAACUUGUGUAUAUAUCACAAGAAUGUAUGCGAAUUGUGUCGAAUUUGUAAAGAAUAUUUUUGUCACUUCGACGUCCCCUUUUUUCCGCACAACACCGAAUCGACGCAAUUUCCACAUGUUUUUUCACAUACUUUAAUAAUGUCUCUGUCGAUUCAAGUUGUACGAGGAAAAAGGUGUCGAAAAUUACAAAAUGAAGCUGUCCGUCGACGGAUGAGCGAGUGAGAUCUUAUUUGAGUACACUAAAAAAUUAUUCCAGGAUAUCUAUUUGAGGACUGUGUCUGAAUUUUUGGGAGUGAAACAAAGAUAAUAGUAUUUAAACGCAAAUUAAAUGAAAACGUGAAAAAGUACCUCUAUGGUUUAUUUUUUGAUUCAAUUUACUUGUUUUCGUUCGACAUACUGGUUGCUUCGUCGUUCCUCAUUUUGUAUCAUUGCAAAAUCGUCAUCGGAAGACUCAUUUCAAACUAUCGAACUAAACAAGUAGGCGUUAAAAUGAUUAUUUAGUCCGCCUAACUGAAAUAUCCAAACCAAGUACUUUUUCUAAACAAAGUUAAAUAGAAAAAAUUGUAAUGUCACCACACAAAUAAGUUUCACUGAAUAAAAGAAUGAGAUUUCAGGUUGAACCCAACCACGAAUACUGAUGUUAAAAAUGUCACAAUAUUUCAAUGCUGCAUCGAUCGAAUUUGAGAAAUAAUCGUCAAUAUUGUUAUUCAUCGACAACUGUUUUAAACAGGAAUGAAUGGAUUUUUUGCUUUUUAUUUGGCUGAAGAUACUGAAAAAUAUUUGUAAAUACGUACAGUGAGCGACGAAAGUAUUCGUUCACAGGAUAUGUUAAACCAAAUGCCCUCUGUACGAAUAUACGUCCCACUGUAUAUACGUGGCCAAAAUCGCAUUGGAUCCUUCCAGCACGUGAUAUCCUUAGCAAUAGACAACUGGACGACGAUGAAUAAUCUCAAAAAAAAUCAAUCGCACAGCUCUUUAAGUGCACACGAAAAACCGUUAUUGCAUGACCAGCUAUUUCGUCAUUACUUUCAAAACGAAGAAGUCUACAACACUUGAAAUAUUGCAGGAAUACGAGAAAUCGAUGAAGAAAAAAAAACGAGAGUUCUUUUUAAAUGGCCCAGUUGCGCAUAGAAUUAUAUUUAUUAGACUGUAUAUAUACAUAUGUUCCGUGUACAGUAUAUAACUAUAUACAAUAAAUAAAAAUGAAUUUACGGUUGGAAA
Venturia canescens is the source of this 5241-nucleotide messenger RNA. It is a transcript of the gene Su(dx), whose product is annotated as Suppressor of deltex. Gene Ontology annotation, molecular function: ubiquitin protein ligase activity; protein binding. NCBI's taxonomy places the organism in Eukaryota, Metazoa, Arthropoda, Insecta, Hymenoptera, Ichneumonidae. Gene Ontology annotation, biological process: protein polyubiquitination; proteasome-mediated ubiquitin-dependent protein catabolic process. The record is from RefSeq and is a predicted model, not a curated record. The coding region runs from base 229 to 2877 and encodes 882 amino acids. Gene Ontology annotation, cellular component: cytoplasm. The transcript has 11 exons.